UCCUGUCUAGAAAGCCUCACAUACCUGCAAGUUUUCAUUCCCUUCGGGAGUCACGACGCUCGCUAAAUCACAAAUAAAGAAAACACGGCAAUUUCUUUAAAAAAAAAUUAAUUGAACAUAACGCCAGACGACAGACAGUUUAACAGAGCACGCCCGCGGGGAAUCGAUCCCUUGUCCGGUAAAAUCCAGGGAGAACCAGAGGAAAAAGAAACCCUAGAUCAAAGAAAGAAGUGCAAGGAAAAAUGGCUGCUUGUUGCAGAGAAUAAGUAAAAUGAGUGUGUAUGGCUCUGUACAGGCAAGGGAACGGGUCUGUGCAGGUGGAUAAGGAGAGGUCUGCUUCUGCGUUUAGGGCCAACGCAAAUGGAGGAAAUUAUACGAGCAAUAAUAAUAGUAAUGUUAACAAUAAUAACAAUACGCUGAGGCAUAAGCUAAAUCAUCGUGGCAGGAAGCUCAGCCGCUUUGGCCUGCCGCGGAUUUCGCAGUGCUCCAUUGGCGUUUUUCUGGUCAUUUUUUGCACUCUUGUUUUCAUCACUCUUCUCGGAGGCAAUUAUCCGUCUGGUGACCGAGGUGAAGAGCAUGCUUCUGAAACCGGAGACCUUUAUUAUCAGCAGGCACAUUCAUCUCAUUUUUCAUUCUGGAAUUCAAGAGGACAAGAUCGUUCUUUGACAUCUACAAAUGAGUAUAAAUUGGGCUCAGGAGGUAAUGAGAUUCCUGAGCAGAAGGGGGUGACAAAACAUAAGGAAGAUACAGUUGACAGUGACAGCAUUAAAAAUCCCAAAAUUCUUCACUUUGGUCAGGGCUCUGCUGGUUCAGGCCGGGACUCCAGAUACUGGGAUAGAGAUGAUAGGAGAAGGGAUGAAAAGUACAAUGAAGAAGAUUCUGAUUUCUCAAAUGCGGAUUCUAAUACUAAACAAAAUGAAAUCAGUCAGGACAAAGAGAGGAAUAACAUAGGUUAUGGGAGAAAAGAUAAACAAGAAAAUGAAAAGAUAGAAGUAAAGCAUUUAAUGCAUCAGGAGGAAAAUGCCAAGUCUACUAGAAUGCCAAUUAAUCAAGAUUUCGGGGAUGGAGGAUUGUACAAUGAAAAAGGGCGAGAUGAACUCAAAUUGUAUGAAGAAAAAUACGAGGCAGCACUGAAACACGAGCUUGAUCUUGAUAGAACAGAAAAAGAAAAAAAUGCAGAUGGCUUAAACAAGGAGCUUGGCAAAGCUGGAACUGCCAAUGGAGGGAAAGACAGAAAGGACGUGUCAGCUGAUAACAGGCAUAGUUGGAGUAGAAAUAUGAACGGUGAUUCAACCCAAGAACAGGUUGAUUUAGAUGAUGAGUAUGAUGAUGGAUUUGAUGAUGAUGAUAUGCAUGCUGAAGAAACUGAGAUUCUCAGCAAUGAACAAGAUAUUCAAAAGAUUGCAGACAAGCUGAGUGAGAAGGCAAGGCAUUAUGAUCGGAAGGAUUCAAUUGAGAAUGAUAAGAACACAGAUGGAAAUAAGAUGAGCUUAAAAGAUCUUCAAGUUGGGAAAAAUAGAGUUCUUGACAAUCAUUUUGAAAAGGAAUCUACUCUAUUGUUACGUGGUUUUCAUCAAGACAAAGUGAAAGGAACCUUAAUAAUUAAUCCUCAGUUGGAGGGUUCUUCUAGGAAAGCUCAUAGCGAUAAAAAGAAGUCAAGCUUAAAAAGACGAACUAAAAGUCAUAAGCAUUCAAGUGUCUCAUGCGAGCUAAAAUUCUUGAACUCUACAUCUCAGCUUGUAGAACCAGAAGAGAACUCAAGAUUUGCAAUUUUUUCUCUACAGUAUGUAGAAAAUGAAGAGAAACCAGAUGGAGUUGAAGUUUGGGAGCCAAGAUUUGGUGGGCAUCAAAGUCUUGCUGAGAGGGAAGCCUCGUUUAAUGCUCGUGACCAGAAAAUUCACUGUGGCUUUGUAAAUGGGCCUAAAGGCUCCCCUAGUACUGGAUUUGAUUUGUCUGAAAAGGAUGCACAGUUUUUGAAUACUUGUCACAUUGCUGUUUCGUCCUGCAUCUUUGGAAACUCGGAUAACUUAAGGACACCGCCUGGUAAAAAGGUUACACAGUCAUCCAAGAAGAAUGUGUGUUUUGUAAUGUUUAUUGAUGAGAGAACAUUGAAUACAAUGUCUGCAGAGGGGCGACAUCCUGAUGACAAAGGGUAUAUAGGCUUAUGGAAGAUUGUUGUUGUUAGAAAUUUACCAUUUACAGAUAUGCGUCGGAGUGGGAAGGUGCCAAAGUUCUUGACUCAUCGUCUUUUUCCAUCUGCCAGGUACUCCAUAUGGCUUGACAGUAAGUUGCGACUCCAAAGUGAUCCACUCCAAAUAUUGGAAUACUUUCUGUGGCGUCGAGGAUUUGAAUAUGCUAUUUCAAAUCACUAUGAUCGUCACUGUGUGUGGGAGGAGGUGAUCCAAAACAAGAAGCUGAAUAAGUUUAAUCACACUAUCAUUGAUGACCAGUUUGCAUUUUACCAAGCUGAUGGUCUUACAAGAUUUAAUGCCACAGAUCCGAACAAGCUCCUUCCAAGUCAUGUACCUGAGGGAUCAUUUAUUGUGCGAGCUCACACUCCAAUGUCAAAUCUCUUUUCAUGCCUUUGGUUUAAUGAAGUUGAUCGUUUCACUCCACGUGACCAGCUUAGCUUUGCUUACACUUAUUUAAAGCUUUGGAGGAUGAACCCAGACAAGCGUUUUCGCUUAAAUAUGUUCAAGGAUUGUGAGCGUAGAGGGAUGGCAAAAUUAUUUCAUCACAGGACGGAUGAUAGACCUUCAACUGAAAAAAGCACUUCUUUGUAAUCAAAAGGAGGACGUGACUCACAAUUUUGCUUCUGUACAUUUAGAAGUCCCAUGUUUGGUGCUAUGUUGAGCAAAAGUUCACUGGGCAUUUUUUUCACAAGAUGUAUUUUGGCUGUAUGAAAGAAAUCAAACAAUGUUAUUUUUUAUUUUGUUUAUUUUCAAUUCUACGUUUUAUCCUUCCAAUAAUUAUUGGGGUGAUUUAAUGUGGCUCUGUUGUGCGAUUGUAUUGGUUAUUUUCUUUGGUACUAGUAAUUUGAAAUCAGCAGCCAACUUCGGACGACAAAUUGAUCUCGCAUACUCAGUUGUUGGUGCAGAGCUACUUGACAAGCAACAGUACAGGUUUUCAUUAUUCUGUUUCUUUGUUUAAAGAAAACGAAUUUCUGGAAUAAAAUGCAGAGGAAUAUGGUACAACAUUCAGUUGGUUGAAGCAAAAUGCAGAUAACAAAGAAUUCCGGGAUUCCUGCUCCAUUUUGAUGUCUUUUAUCAGCGUAGUUGCGAGUUAUAACAUUUUCCAGAAGUGUCCUAUCGCCUGUAUAAAUGCCAUUUAUUUUCUGUGAUUAUAAUUGUGAAGACUACAAAAUAAAUUUCUUAUAAUACAAUUACAUCUAGAACAACGUUGCAGGAAAGAAA
Molecule: messenger RNA, 3413 nt
Organism: Cryptomeria japonica (Japanese cedar)
Lineage: Eukaryota; Viridiplantae; Streptophyta; Pinopsida; Cupressales; Cupressaceae
Exons: 9
Coding region: 282-2783 (833 amino acids)
Source: RefSeq, a predicted model, not a curated record